CUUGAAACAAAAAAAUCUCAGGGGGUUGGAGUUGGUGGGGGGGAACAGAAUCUUUCAGAAGAGAAAACAAAAAUGAGAGGGAAAAUAAUUGUGUCCGCGGUUUCUCUCAUCCUUGUGGUGGGGGUGGCGAUCGGCGCCGUUGUGGUGGUUCACAACAAGAACAAAGACCCUCAGAUCUCGGAACGUCAGAAUGCGGUGAAGGCCAUGUGCCAGAACACGGACGACCAAAAGCUUUGCCACGACACUCUGGGCAACGUGCAGAACAGCUCAGACCCGAAAGCAUUCUUAGCCGCCGCCGUGGAAGCCUCCGCCAACAGCGUGAUCAGGGCAUUGAACAUGAGCGAUAAGCUCAUCGUCGAAAAGGGCAACAGCUCUCAAGGCGUCGUCAAGAUGGCCCUCGACGACUGCAAGGACUUGCUCCAAUUCGCCAUGGACAGCCUCCAGGCUUCCACUGACUUCCUGCAUAACAACAGCGUCCAAACCCUGAGCGACCGGUCCCCUGACUUCAAGAAUUGGCUUGCUUCUGUCGUGUCCUACCAACAGGCUUGCUUGGAUGGGUACGAAGACAAUGUCGACGGCGCCAAAGAGAUCAAGUCUCAGCUUCAAGAGAAUGGUUUGGACGACGCGGGGAAGCUCACCGGCAUAGCCCUCGACAUUAUGGCUAAUCUCGAAAGCAUCCUGAGUCAGUUCGGGUUGAAGGUGCAAGUGAACCCUGGCUCUCGCCGUCUUCUGGAGCUGGACAGCCAAGGCUAUCCCACAUGGUUCUCGGCUGCCGAUCGCAGGCUCUUGGCCAACGUAAACAGGGUAAGGGGACAUCACAUCAAGCCCAACGUGGUGGUGGCCCAGGAUGGCAGCGGCCAGUUCAAGACCAUCAUGGCGGCCGUUAACUCUUAUCCUAAGGGUUUCCAAGGAAGAUAUAUCAUCCUCGUCAAGGCUGGUACUUAUCGCGAGUACGUCGUCAUUCCGAAGACCGCCGUCAAUAUCCUCAUGUACGGUGAGGGCACUGAUAAAACCAUCGUCACCGGUAACAGAAACAAUGUUGAUGGUUACACCACAUCGAAUACGGCUACUUUCGUCAAUACUGCGAACGGGUUCAUCGCCAAGUACAUGACAUUCGUGAACACCGCCGGUCCUGAAAUGCACCAAGCAGUGGCAUUUAGGAACCAGGGAGACAUGUCGGGUUUAUUCGAUUGUUCUUUCGUGGGUUACCAGGACACGUUGUACGCUCAAACCAACCGUCAAUUCUACAGGAACUGCGACAUCUCCGGUACAGUUGACUUUAUCUUUGGAGUGUCGACCACGUUGAUCCAGAGCUCUCGAAUCAUCGUGAGGAAGCCAAUGGACAACCAGUUCAACACAGUGACGGCAGACGGCAGAACGCAGAAGAAUCUACCCACCGGAACUGUGAUCCAGAACUGCGAUAUCGUUCCGGAGAAUGCUCUGUUUCCCGUCAGGUUUCAGAUCAGAUCCUACCUGGGAAGGCCGUGGAAGGAGUAUGCUAGAACUGUGGUAAUGGAGUCCAGAAUAGGUGACUUGAUUCAACCCGAUGGGUGGACUCCUUGGGCAGGAAGCUUGUACCUCAACACACUGUACUAUGCUGAGUACAACAACGUGGGACCUGGUGCUAAUGUUGCGAAGAGGGUUAAGUGGCCAGGUUACAAGGGCCUCAUCAGUAGGAAUGAGGCUGCUCAGUUCACCGCUGGCCAGUUCCUCAAAGGUGGGUCCACUUCCCGAACUGAGGACUGGAUGAAGCCCCUUCACGUUCCUUUCGACAUUGGCUUCACUAAGCCCUGAUCUUCACUUCGUGUUUGUCCCUUUAGGGAUUCACAUGUCAAAUGUUGUUAACACGCUCGAAUUCUUUUUUUUUUUUUUUUCAAUUAUUCUUUUUAUAACGCAUUUCGUCAACUUAUACAGGCUUUGCAAGAACACGUGUCCCAUUUAGUAAUGUUCCAAUAAUAAGAUUAGGCUCCUUUAAUUUCUCAAUAUCAAUAUGAUCCACACCUAGAAGCCUAGAACUUUGAUUACUAAAUCAUGAAAAAGUUAUAUUUUUUUCAAGAA
This is a messenger RNA of Prosopis cineraria, 2058 nucleotides long. RefSeq names its product pectinesterase-like. NCBI's taxonomy places the organism in Eukaryota, Viridiplantae, Streptophyta, Magnoliopsida, Fabales, Fabaceae. The record is from RefSeq and is a predicted model, not a curated record. The coding region runs from base 73 to 1794 and encodes 573 amino acids. The transcript has 2 exons. Gene Ontology annotation, biological process: cell wall modification. Gene Ontology annotation, molecular function: pectinesterase activity; pectinesterase inhibitor activity.